UGGUUCCCUACUCCGUAGUUCCUUAGUGCUACUCGGCCUCCUCCUGCGAUCGAUCCCACCCCAUUUCACAGGUAAUACACAGUAUUCACCCGGUGACCCUAUCUCAUCAAUUCCGGCCGUCGGUUCUGCGACUUCAGAUUCCACUCAACUCACUUCUCCCUCGCCAUCUUCCCUCACUUCACACCCUCGUCGUCCUUCGCAACCACCAAAUGUUCAUAUCGACACAAUCAUUUAUCCCACUACUUUGUCGACUAUAACACCCUUUUUAUCUGAACCAUCGAUCCUCUGUCUCCACAUCCUUGGCCAACCCAUCAUCUGUCGUCGUCGAUCCGGACCGUGCUCGUUCUACACAACACCCACACCAGUGCCAAUAUAGCCAUCGUCCUUCGCAAAGGCACAAGCGGCCUUGCUUCCCUCACUCCUACUGUCAAGAUGGUCAGGUCAUGACCUCGAACCCUCUGGCCGAACCGCGGCCUCCCUCCUCAAGACAUCCUCCCGAUGUGCCUCGACCUUCCCUCGAUCGAGCCGCAAGCGAUAUCCCUUCCUCUCUCGGGCGAAGACCUACCGGACCUCAAAGACAAUAUACAGAACCUACACAGGACCGGCCAACAAAGCGGAGGAAAGUGGAGGGAGAUGGAAUCUCGACUCAGGCUUCCAACGCCGGCAAUGCCUCGACUGUUACCAUCACUGCCAAUGCUCCCACGGCAACGCAGCAUGGUACUUCUCAAUUGCGCUUGGUAGCGCCGACGGCAUCUGCCUUGUUAUUUGACCCUCGUUAUUCGCAGGAUGGGGAAAAGGUGGAAGCGACCGAGGACAAUGGAUUACCAGACUUGCCUCCCCGUCCUUGGGACUUAGGUCGCAAAUCCAAAACAACCGAAGAUCCAUUGCCUACUCACCGCUCACGAAUAUAUGUCCCUGUUCCCACGACCCCUGAUUCGCUGGUAUCACCGGAGCGAGCACCUCAUUUCGUUCCUCAAAAAGCUGCGGGCUAUUUUCCAUGGAAUGGCAAGCACCCGGAGGAUGUGUUGAGCGACGUCAAUGUCAAACAGGGAUACUUCGACAAACCUCCAAACCCGACGGAGAAAGAGCUUAAUACUGCUCGGGUGCCGCUGUACAAUGCGUUCAAGCACAAAUCAGGAGUGGACAGCCUUUCCGUCCUAUUUUCCCUGAUACUAGAUAAAAAGAGCCAGCAGAGCCUCAUCAACGUUCCCACCACUUUCAAACCCCCGCCACGUGUUACUUUGACCGAAGCCAAACGGAAAUCAUGGAUUGCGGACCUGGCGAAUGCGGAUGUGCCAUUGAGAAGGUUGAGUAGAACGAUUCCACAAGGCAUCCGAGGCCAACUCUUGCUCGACCAGUGCUUGCAGAAUCGUGUCCCUUUGAGCCGUGCCAUCUGGUUUGCAAAAUGUGUCUGCGCCAACGAGAUUCGGACAUUGAAGAGAAAGGGCACCACUCCCGCCAUAGCCAUGGGUACCGAAGGAAAGUGGUUGCGGGAAUGGACCGUCAGUGUCGAGCAAUUUCUGGAAUCGCAUCUCGGACAGGCUGGAAGUCCAGAUUGGAGGACCGAUAUACAAUACGCUAUUCGUAUAAGCACCCGUCUCUACAUGGAGAGUCUUUUGGACCGAGAUCAUUAUCUUGAUUGGAUACUACGAUCUUUGGCGGCAGCAUCGCUAGAACAACUUCCUUUUUGGCUGAUGAUUAGCCAUAUAUACAGACAGGACAUUAGCUACUAUCGACGACGAGGCAGGAAGCUUGCAGAAACUUUGAUUGAAAAGUACGAACUGGUGCAAAAGACUGCGGGCCAAGGAGCAGCGCCACUUCUGCAACGACUACAUCAUGCCAUCCGGGGGCUUCUUCUCAGUCGGCCCAGAAAUUUUUUGAUGCCAGACAAAUGGCCCGAAAUCCACUCGAUUGUCCAGAAAUGCUUGGAUGGGAAAAUUCAACAAGAAACCCAGAUUCUGGAAGAACUAAACCGCAUCAACGAGAGGACGAUGGGAUUCAACAGAGGGGACUUUUCCACCAAACGUUCUCCCAUCCAAGAGAUCGUCGAGCUCCUAGACACACUUAAGCCUCCGUUCGAUGUGGCCAAACUCGCGGUAGAUCUCACUACUAUCUGUUCGGAUACUGACGUUGUGAUAUCUACUUGCAUCGAAUGGGCGUGCACACAAUUCCGAUCCUCCAACGCCCGCAUAUAUCUCUUUGCACGUUUAUUGAGACGCUGGCAACGAGCAGGUCACGAGGUGGACAAUGUUAUCCUCAAUUUUCUUUCUUCCUGCCGGGAGGGAAAGACCACGGCGGAUCCUCAAUGCUUGAGACACUUGAUCGCACAACUUUCGAGAUCUAAUUCCUUUCCGACGGCAAAGUACCUGCAGUGGCUUAUGGUGAGAGGUCUUCCUAAGGCGGGAACAGUCACUUUGGACCAGGAUACUGGUGUAGGAACGAACAGCAUCUGCGAUUUUUCGGAAUUCAAUUAUUUUCUCCUUGACUUGUCGCUCCAGAACACCGGCACGCAUGUCGUACACUUGAGAAAUUCGAUCCUGGCACGUUGUGGCUUCGACCUGAGUUCGGAGGAGGAGCUUUAUCAACAUCAUAUCCGCUACAUGGAACAACAAUUAUCACAACUGUUUAUAGGCGCCUCCUCAUCAACGCCGACGAUAUCAGAGCCCUCCUUUGCUUCCCUGCCAUGGUGCGUCAAGUCUAGGAUCUCCAUGUGGCUUCGUGCGAAGGCCGUGCAGAUGGCGAUGCGGGAUAUGCCUGGACUCUCCACAUCAUCCGGCCUCUUGUCCUCUACAAGAACGGAUUGUGCACAAUUCUCCUUCAUUCGAUACAUUCUCGAGUGUAUGGACGACGAACCUGUUCUCGCCGAUGUGGUAGGCAUCUUCUGUAACAGCCAAGAUGACGCAAUGGUGGCAUCUCUUGCAGCUACAAUUCAAGCCCACUCCGAGGCCUUCCAAGCAAUAGGCGCCUUUGAGGUUCUCCAAAGGAGACUUUGUCAGAUCUACAUGGCCUGGCGCUCUACUAAACCUGCGAUGCCACUAUUCACAAAUUUAUUGCUCGAUCUUUGCAGUGCAUUCCCUGUCGCUACGCCCACAGUCAAGUCGUUGCAGCAGGAUUUCGUCCGAGGCGACCGUGGUCGGGCAGUGGCAGCGUGCUCACCGUAUAGUGACGGCAUCGCGGAAUCGUUACAACAAGCCGGAGCUACAUUUGUCGAAGACUUUGAAGCAAUAUUGCAGUCCGAGCCAAACAUGUCGGAGCAAACCAUGAACGGAUUGUUUUCGGUUCUUGUGGAUCGCAUUGAAAAACAGCAGAAGUUUGGGGACGAUUCAUUGACCUUGUUCUCGUUCUGUCAACUGCUCAGCCGACUGCGGCUCUGUCGGAAAGGCCAGGCAGAUCAACUAAUUCAGAAAUGGUUGAUGCGUUUAGCACCGUUUCUCGAUGACACUUUCGGUCCCUCCUUGUUCCAAAACCUGAUUGGAGCUGGCUGUGUCACUUUUGCUGGCUUUCUGGAGGCUUUGGAUAUGACCAAGCUACAACUGCGCAAGCUUCCUUCUGCUGCAACUUUACUGCGCCGGGUCAACAUACCGGACAAGGAAUCACUCUCUAACCUCGCUCUCUACCAAACCCGAACUCGAUGGAUCGAGUAUUGUCGACGAGAACCUCAGCGCGCUUUGGAGGUGCUCAUUCAACUGGGAAAGGAAGACUCAAAAGCAGCUUCACGAAUCAGGCUCGUGCAUUCUUUGGCAAUCAAUCCCCCUCUCACUUCGGCUCAUCUGUCUGAUUCGGUCAUAACACUACUAAUACAGACGGUCGACGGCCUUUUGCAUCCUGGGAACACAGUCACGGACACCGUAGAUCUGCGAGCACUCCUUAGUGGCAUCAACAUCUUCUCCCAACGACACAUACAGCUGCGACUGUGGCUGAUGUCUCAUGCUCGGGCGGAAGAGCCCUCUGACGGCCAGAGUCAGUUAGUGAACAUCCUCUCUGAGACCCUGGAACGGACACUUCGGGACCAAGAUGCUCAGCAAGGCAAUGUUGCCCAGUGGCUGCACACAGCUGGUCCAGAAGUUGCUAAUCGACUUCGACACAAGGUGGAGAGUGAGUUCCUGGAAGCCUUGCCGAAGUUUCCUACGGGAAAGACAUCGAGCCCUCUAUCUGCGGUAUUUCCGAGUGAUGUCCAACAUCUUUCUGCAAUCGUGGACCGAGCAUUUCGUGUUUGCGUCAAAAAUACUAGCCCCAUGCCUGGUUUCAUGACCCAGUUGAUUGAAAAAUUGACACAAAUUUUCAAAUCUCAGAACAGUCAUGCCGCGGCACUGAGCGGUCUUCCCGGAAAUUCAGUCAAUGUGAGCCCUGCACAGAUGGUGACGUCCAGCCCCAAUGCUAGUUCUUUCGAGGCUACUGGCGGGUCGAGCGCGUGGGCGACCCUCAACUGUCUCAAUUCUAUCCUUCACAUGGUCUGUCUACAACGGUCGGCAGUGAUCUCUGCCGCACGAAUCGGACCAAACACGAAGCAGGGUCAGAGUGAGCAAGUCCAGCUACUUGUGCGUCUAGCACUCAUUUUCACACACCCCACACUCGCAGCCGGGACCGCUCACGUCAACAACAAGCAAGAAGAGGAAAGGGUCAAAAAUGUACAUGACUUCAUUCUUGACGUGAUUGCCACGAUCGUGGACCACGUUGGUGACGAGGUCAAGAUGAUGUGCGCAAAGUUGCUCAAAGACAAGGUGCACGACGUUCGACUUCAAUAUCUUUUUGGCAGUGUCAACAUUACCGGGUCCAUACAGUCGCGAGACCUUGGCCAGGGACUGCAAAUGGUGAAAGAGGGUAGAGGAAUCAUAGGAGAAUGGAGACCACGGGUAUGGGAGAUUUUGGAUAACGGGAGUGGUAAAGAAAAUGAAACAUCUUUGGGAUUAGGCCUGUUUGGUGCCCGUCGCGAAAGACUCAGCGAAGACUGAAGGGAAAACUUGGGAUUGAUACAGACUUGGAAAAUUCUACAUUGUUGUUCUUGCUAGAGCGAAAGACCAGGAAGUUCAACGUUACAUUAUAUGUCUGGCAAUUUACGAAUUCACGAAAUAUUUGGUGCUAUUCUUCGCGGUGACAGGCUUGUUCACAUCUUCAGUUCCGGAGUCAAAUUGCCACAGACAAGGAAAGGAGGCCGGUUGAUUGCAAAGACAAGAUGUAGCAGAAGAUUACUUUCAGAGAUGACUUGAAGGGGGUGUGGUUGUCAGAUUCGUUGUCACGAGUGCGCUCCCGUGUGACAGAGGGAUUCGGUUUGUGGAUGAUGAGACGCAUUCUCGGUAAAG
Messenger RNA from Exophiala oligosperma, 5300 nucleotides. RefSeq lists its product as uncharacterized. The coding region runs from base 444 to 4952 and encodes 1502 amino acids. Gene Ontology annotation, cellular component: mediator complex. The record is from RefSeq and is a predicted model, not a curated record. The transcript has a single exon. Gene Ontology annotation, biological process: regulation of transcription by RNA polymerase II. Gene Ontology annotation, molecular function: transcription coregulator activity. Lineage: Eukaryota; Fungi; Ascomycota; Eurotiomycetes; Chaetothyriales; Herpotrichiellaceae.